Epinephelus fuscoguttatus (brown-marbled grouper) is the source of this 3987-nucleotide messenger RNA. RefSeq names its product V-set and immunoglobulin domain-containing protein 1-like. Lineage: Eukaryota; Metazoa; Chordata; Actinopteri; Perciformes; Serranidae. Gene Ontology annotation, biological process: epithelial cell morphogenesis; maintenance of gastrointestinal epithelium. The record is from RefSeq and is a predicted model, not a curated record. The coding region runs from base 66 to 998 and encodes 310 amino acids. Gene Ontology annotation, cellular component: plasma membrane. The transcript has 7 exons.
GCUUGCAAGAGUCAACUGUGGAAAGUGCAGAGAGUUCAGUUGUUGAGAAGAUUUAAUGUGUGAAGAUGUGCCCCACAUCACUGCGCUGGUUGGUGCUUAUAAGCGUAAUAGGAUGCGUUGAACUGAUCACAGUCAAGACUCCGCGCAAACACGUCAAUGUGACAGUGGGUGGAAGCGUCCUACUCCAAUGUACAUUCGUGACUACCGCGGAGACCACCACAGGCCUUACCAUUCUGUGGGACUUUGAGUCGACGUCCUCCAGUGCGCCGCAGCAGGUGUAUUACUACCAGUCAGGAGAUGAGGUCAUUUCAAAGGCUUAUAAGGACAGGCUGCAGCCUACCUCUUCUCCUGGUACUACCAAAAACGCCUCAAUAAUAAUAAGCAACAUGCAGCCAUCGGAUGGUGGGGUCUACACUUGUCAGGUUCACAACAUUCCUGAUGUGGACGGACAGUCUGAGGCUGAUAUCAUUGUGACUGUUCUUGAGCGGCCCUCUGUUCCUUACUGCUCCGUCCACGGUGACGUGGAAUUGGGUCACCUGGUUACUCUGACCUGCCACAGUGAGCAUGGGAGCCCGAAGCCGACGUACACCUGGACCAGGCUGGAUCAGGCUAAGACCAGGAGGCCUGUACUGGGAAGAGUAACCCCAACUGGAGUACUGAACAUCGGAAACAUAUCCCAGUUUCAGUUUGGGGAGUACCAGUGCAAUGCUACAAAUGCAGUGGGAUCUGCAUCUUGCACUGUGGAGCUGAGUGCUGAAGUGAGCGAUGGAGUGAUCGCUGGUGCAGUGAUCGGUGCGUUGCUCGGGUGUGUACUGAUCCUCCUGCUUGUGUGGUUCAUCGCUCACACUGUGAAGAAACACAAAUACAAAGAGGUCAAAGUAUCAGAGGCCAACGAGAUGAAGAGGAGCUCUCCUCAGGCCCAGGAAGCCUCAGAGAGUGUUCCCGUGGCAACCACAGCUGGCAGCCUCCAUGCUGAGGCAGAAGAGCAACAAGCCUAAAAAAAAAAAAAAAAAGGGGGCGGCUGAAAACAACUGGAGCAACGUCACUCCUCUGAACAAUAGGAUGUUCAGUCUUCACUAUAUGUCACUCUCAAAUUUAAUCAGUGUGGCAGAGCUCAUGUUCAUGUUCUGCAUUUUGUUACUUGUUUUCUAAAUCAAAGUUUUUAUGCUUACCAUCAAUCCAGCCUUUAACAGCUUUUUUUCAUGUGUCAGUUUUUUAACAUAAAAUUAGCUUGAAUGUUUGCAGUGCUUUUGUUUUUUUACAGUAAGUAUGACAUUGAAACCAUGUUGAUGAGCCCAGCAUUGGAUAUACAAGCUACAUAAUAUUAAAACAAAUACUUGAAUUUAUUGAUUGAAAUAGGACAAAAAAAAAAAAAAACGGGUUGUUGUGGGUAGAAUCUGCAUCAUGCAUCAGUACCAUCACCUGCUCUAUACAACAUUCAGAGAAUUUCUAUGAUACAGGUCAGGAUUGUUUGCUCACGGCUCUCAACAUGGAGGUGGCUGAUCCGGUGGCUGGUAGCUAACAGUGCUAACAAUGGCAACAGUGGUGACAGUGCUAACUCUGCAGUUACACCUCCAAAACACUAGUCGGCAGUGGAGGUUUCUGUGAAGUGCUGUAAAGUUUAGUUGACUCACCCAAAACAUACAUUAAACACACAUUAAACAUGGCUUAAUAGAGACAAUUUCAAACACAAGUACACCAAUCAGCUUCACUAUAACUUGCAGGAUUCACAGACAAAGCAUUUGUCUUUUGCUGGACACGUUUUCCCCCGCAAAUACAACAUGCUAAUGUUAUUAGCACACACCUAUGGCAUUUUACAUUGUAUAAAUUAGCCUAGCGGCUACUUUUCCUUAACUCCUAUGAAGCCAGGGACACAGCAACAUUUAACAAAGGUAACGUUACAAAAUUCGGCUCCAUUACAACUCACAAGGUUCACUGACAAAACAACUGUCUUGUACUAAACACGUUUUCCAAACAAAUACUACAUGCUAACGUUAUUAGCACAGGCCUAUGGCAUUUUACAUUGUAUAAAUUAGCCUAGUGAUGAGCAGAGACUUCCUCUGCUCAUAUGAAGCCAGGAUAAAUCACACACAAGACUUAAAAUGCUAUUUUUGUGGAAGCUUUAUUGUCUUCACAAUUUAUUGUUUCUUAUCUGCGAAAUUAAAGUAAAUGGAAAAUGGUUUCAGCUUACAAAAAUAAACAGGAGGUCUGCGCCGCCAUGCAGUGUUGCCAACUUAGCGACUUUGUCACUAUAUUUAGCGACUUUUCAGACCCCUCUAGCGACUCUUUUUCAAAAAAGCGACUAGCGACAAAUCUAGCGACUUUUUCUUAUGUUAUUGAAGACUUCUGGAGACUCUGUUGUGAGAGCACGUAUCAUUCUUAUUCUUCUCAAUGAGCAGCGGGUGCUGCCGUGGGCUCCUCUCUCGCCCCAAAGCACUCACAGACGGCCCAGUCCUCCCUCCCAGCAGCAGUCAGAGCAGGAGAUGUUAACCCCUCCACGUCCAGACUGCAAGUGAAUUGCGCAUGCGCGGAACCGCUGCUGGCUGAUCCCGACCUGGUUUACAGUCAGGGUGGGAUGUAAAUGUAAAAUUUUCUUUGUCUAAUAUAAAUCACUGAAAGAAGGUUCAUUUAUAGUUCUAAACAUAUUCAGGGUGUUUUUUUACUCAGUUUUUGUCUCUCCAACGACGUUAUUCCUCUCUCCUACAGCAGCCAUUACAAUUACAUGCAUAUGGACAAUUAUUCAAAUUAGGUGAUGACGUUUUAGCGACUUCUAGCGACUUUUAGGACAGCCAAUAGCUACUUUUCUUACUGAGGAGUUGGCAACACUGCCGCCAUGACAUGAAGUUACAAAUGUUAGUUAAAGGCGCUGUAUGUAAGAAUGUGGCCAAAACGGUUACUGCACUCAAAUUCAAAAUACUGCCGCAAGUCAUGUCCGCCCCCCCUCCCCUACAGAUUCGAAGUUGCUGGACAGCGGCACGCUGGAGACUGAUUUGUUUGCCGUGGCAGGGCCACGUCACCUCGUAGGUUUUCCAGUGGACCGUUCGAGCAAGUCCGGCUUCUCUGCUGCUAACGCUGCUGCCGGGAUACAGCUGAGGAGGAGCCAGCUGCUAAUGCCGUGUACCGGGACACUGCUAAUGCUGCUUGCUGUGCUGCUGUAGCUCAGUCGUAACUGUAACUGAUGCUGAGACUCUACUGACUGCGUGACUGGUAGAUGGUGGGUGGGUGGCGCAACAGGCCAAAACACAAAUUCAAAACAUAAAAAUGAUUUGCGGACUGUAAAAAUGUUUUUUUAAUGCGAAUAUUCUGGCUGUACUAUUGUUGUCAGUGAGAUUAGUAUGUUAUAUGAACAUUAUUCCUUAGUCUCUGUGACAUAUUAGGAUGCUUUUACAACUAUUUGCUUUGGAUUUCUUACAUAUAACUCCUUUAAGACGUAAUAAGCUUUGUGUUACCUUCCUUAUAAGGCUCAAAUAUAUUUUGUGGCUUCAGACAGAUUUUUUUUUUUUUUGGCCUACGCCUGGUCUACCACAACAACAAGUAGAGAAGCUAGGAUUACAUCACAUUCUGAGGGAGCUUGACUUUAUCUAUAUCUUUACAUAGCAAAUAGUGAUUUGCUGCUAUAUUAAUGCUCCGAAUGUCAUAUACAGUACCUUAACAUUAACUAUAAAAAAAUUAAUCCUUUUUUACAGUUAACGGAUAUUACCAACUAACUCCCAAAGCAAAGGAUAAAUGGGCUUUCAGAUGUAUUUUUAAUUGAUCUUGGCUAAUACAAACUGUCAAACAGCUGUGGAUAAAGUUUGUCUAAUGAUGUUCAGAUCCUGAUUAAAAUAAAAUAUUAUGUUUUCUGAGUCAAUGAGUCAUGUAGGUAUUUCAGUGUGACCAUAAUCGAUAGUAUUCAGUUUCAUCUAGGUGGCAGUGAACAUGUAGCACCAGCAGCACUGUCAUGUCUUCAGGUUUGAGUCAAGAUUCUGCUUUUAUAGAUCCAAAACA